ACGGCAUAAGACGGGGGCGAAGGUUCGAGGCAGGGUCCACGCACACAGGUGAAAAUCUAAGGUGAGUUACGUCCUCAGCGGUCAGCGCCCUAAGACGCUGGCUACUCUGGGUUUUCCAGGCCGGCCCCUCUCCUCCUCCUCCAGACCCCAGCCCUCGGCCUAGGCCUCUCAGCGCGCCCAGGCUCCCUUCUCAGAUCCCUCACCCAUGAUGAACUGCCUGUCCUCCCUCGUCGACCGGCGGAGACUGGGCCCGGCCUCGGCAGCGACUCCUAAUCGAGGCUCGGCGCCGCCACCUCCCCUCGCCUGGGCCUGCGCUCCGGCUCCGGCUCGGCCUCGGGCUCUGGUUCCCAGUGGGUUUCCUUGGAAGCCUGGUCAGCCAGCAACUUCCACGUCGGACCUCCCGGCGGGGGCGGGAGCGAGGCCGCCGCGACUGCGCGCCGGGAACGGCGGCCUGAGCGUCCGCGCCGUCACUUUCGACGCAAGUCCCCGGUGCGCAGGGUGUAGAUACUGCGGAAGCCGCAAGGAAAAAAAAAAAAUUCAAGGACUCCAAGUCUCCCCUGCUUCUGUUUUCUUGGACAGGAAAGGCUUCCGAAAUAGGGAAGUUCGAAUUUUCAUUUUAAAUUCUGACACCAAGAAGUGGUGAAUCCGCCAACCGGGAAUGCGCGUCGGGCCUCGAUGCGGCAGCCUGACUGGAAGCGGGCGCGGCUUGCGGCGUCGCAGAAAUGACUUGUCCUGAAGCGCCCUGCGGGCGUUGACCCGAUUUUCCACUGGCUCCUUCCUCCGACUAGGAAAGAGGGCUACCUUAUAAUAAUAGGAAGAGCCCCGCGCCACCAAUGCGGAGCCGCCUAAACUGAGGCCGCCAAAGAGAUUUUUGGCGUCGCAGUGGCCUGCAGGGUCAGCGUUAGCGUCCCUCCCUCCUUUCUUCUACCUGUACCUUCUCCGAUGCUAGCUAAAGGCAGUCAUUACUCUAUAGAAAAGUUAACAGGGGACUAAGGAGAACAGCCACAAAGUGCAAUGUGUGAUCUUGAAUUGGAUCCUGGAAGAGGGGUCAAAAUUGCUAUAAAGGAUAUUCUGGGGGCAAUUGAUGAAAUUCAAAUAUAAACAAUAUGUUAGGCUCCGGACGCGCAGGCUCAGCAGCCAUGGCUCACGGGCCCAGCGGCUCUGCAACAUGUGGGAUCUUCCCGGAUCGGGACACGAACCCGUGUCCCUGCAUCGGCAGGCGGACUCUCAACCAAUGUGCCACGAGGGAAGCCCCCAGCUUCAUUUUUAAAGAAAUAAUCAACCAUACAAGUAAACCUUGGGAAUUCACACCAUGAACGCAAAAGAAAAAUAACCGAGCUCUUUGGUUUCUCAUUAAACAAAAUAAGGUGCCUUACUAAAUGUAUUUAAAACCAGGGUCCAUUUAUUUAUAUCUUGCAGAAUAAAACUUUGGAGACACCUGUUGGGGAAAAUGUUGGCUUAGAAAAUUGACUUUUUCCCAUUGAUUUCAAAUACAUAACAAGCUUGUACUACUAUGAGAAUCUGCCGGGUGCUAUGAAGUCUGCCGUCGGGACUAAGAACCCUAGUCCAAUGGAACCUAAUCUGCGGACAUAGCGCUCCAACGUGGUUGAGAGCGUGUGCAUGAAGUCAUUUGGGCCUAAAUCUGGACCCAGCCCAGCCCAUUUCUCACUAGCAAUUGCACCUUAGAAAAAAAAAUCAUGAAAUGUCUUUGAUCCUCGGUUUAGAUUCUUCAUCUGUGAAAUGGAGCUAAGGAGAAUUGUCAAUUUAUUAAUGAAGCAUGGCUUGUGUUGAACAAGACAAGCUGGGUCAAGCAUUUGAAGAUGCUUUUGAAGUACUGAGGCAACAUUCAACUGGUGAUCUUCAGUACUCCUCAGAUUACAGAAAUUACCUGGCUUUCAUCAACCACUGUUCUCAUGUCAGAGGAAAUUCCAACAGCUAUGGUGUGCUGCCCACAGAGGAACCGGUCUACAAUUGGAGAACAGUAAUAAACAGUGCUGCGGACCUCUAUUUUGAAGGAAAUAUUCAUCAGUCUCUGCAGAACAUCCCUGAAAACCAGCUGGUGCAACCUACUCUUCUCCAGCAAAAGGGAGGAAAAGGCAGGAAGAAGCUCCGACUGUUUGAAUACCUUCAUGAAUCCCUGUGUAAUCCCGAGAUGGCAUCUUGUAUUCAAUGGAUAGAUCAAACCAAAGGCAUCUUUCAGUUUGUAUCAAAAAACAAAGAAAAACUUGCCCAACUUUGGGGGAAAAGAAAAGGCAAUCGGAAGACCAUGACUUACCAGAAAAUGGCCAGAGCACUGAGGAAUUAUGGAAGGACUGGGGAAGUCAUCAAAAUCCGGAGAAAGUUAACUUACCAAUUCAGUGAGGCCAUUCUCCAAAGACUGUCUCCAUCUUAUUUCUUGGAAGAAGAGAUCUUCUACUCACAGUGUGUUCAACCUGAUCAAGGAUAUCUCAGUUUAAAUAACUGGAAUGCAAAUUAUAAUUAUACAUAUGCCACUUACCAUGAUCUAAGUCACCCUGAUUGCUAAAUAUACUCUUAUAUAUCAAAAUUUUCUAGCAUCAGAAAUCCCUACAAGUUUUAGGAUUUUUCUCUGAAGACAGAUACUGAAAAUCAAAACAAAAAACCCAAACUUCAUUAUUGCUAUCUUUUAUGAAGUAGCAUAUAAUCUAUACUAACUUGGUGAAAAAUUUUGCCAGUGAACAACUUUAAAUGAUCAAGUCCCAUUUGAAAAUAUAGACUAAAUGUCCUUCCUUUUACUAUUGUCUAUGUAAUACUUCCUUCUAGAUGGAUAAUGCUAGUGGAGAUGCUUUGACUUACAUAUUGAUUUAAACAUUAUUUUCCUGUCAUACACUCAGACAAAAAAAAAUCAUUCUAACUUGUAUCCAACAGGUUUAGCAACAAAACAAAAAAUGAUUGCCUGUGAUAGUGUUCCUGCUAAAUUACAUUCAUGGCUUUAAAAAUUUCAGUGACUAAAACUCGAACUACCAUAUGAUCCAGCAAUUCCACUCCUGGGUAUACAUCCAAAGAAAAUGAAAACAAUAAUUUGAAAAGAUAUAUGCAUCCCAGUGUUCACAGCUGCAUUUUUUUUGGCCACACUGCACAGCUUGUGGGAUCUCAGUUCCCCGACCAGGGAUUGAACCCAGGCCUCUGCAGUGAAAGCGCAGAACCCUAACCACUAGACUACCAGGGAACUCCCAUAGCAGCAUUAUUUAUAAUAGCCAAGAUAUGGAAGGCAACCUAAGUGUCCACCAACAGAUGAAUGGAUAAAGAAGACCUGGUAUAUAUAUACACAAUUGAGUACUACGCAGCCAUAAAAAAGAGUGAAAUUUUGUCAUUUGCAACAACAUGGAUGGACCUGGAGGGUAUUAUGCUUAGUGAAAUAAGUCAGGGAGAGAAAGACAAAUACUGUAUGUUAUCAUUUAUAUGUGGAAUCUAAAAAUUGAAACGAAUAUAACAAAAUAGAAACAGACUUAAAGAUAUAGAGAACAAAUUAGUUAUCAGUGGUGGGAAGGAAGGAGGGAGGGGGCAAGAUAGGGGUGGAGUUUUAAAAGGUACAGACUACUAUGUAUAAAAUAAAUAAGAUAACAAGGAUGUAAUAUACAGCACAGGGAAUAUAGCCAAUAUUUUAUAAUAGCUUUGAAUAGAGCAUAAUCUAGAAAAAUACUGAAUCACUAUGUAGUACACCUAAAACUAAUAUAAUAUUGUACAUCUGAAACUGAUAUUGUAAAUCAACUGUAUUUCUAUAAAAUAAAUACAUAAAAAUC
Molecule: messenger RNA, 3761 nt
Organism: Lagenorhynchus albirostris (white-beaked dolphin)
Lineage: Eukaryota; Metazoa; Chordata; Mammalia; Artiodactyla; Delphinidae
Gene: SPIC
Product: Spi-C transcription factor
Exons: 10
Coding region: 1778-2524 (248 amino acids)
Biological process (GO): regulation of transcription by RNA polymerase II; cell differentiation
Cellular component (GO): nucleus
Molecular function (GO): DNA-binding transcription factor activity, RNA polymerase II-specific; sequence-specific DNA binding
Source: RefSeq, a predicted model, not a curated record